CGGCAGAGAAAGAAAAUAUGAGUCACAUAUUUCAUUCUUAGAAAAAAAGAAAUAUAGUAAAAUUUAUUUUUUGACAAUUAAAUACGGAGUAUUAAAAUAUGAAAUUUACUAUAGAACAAAAGAAAUUGUUUUCACUUUUCAUGCAACCACAGUCAGCGCAACUCAGGACAUAUCGAUCUUCCGAUCGUUCCAUAGAAGACGAUGAUGGCUGACGCCUGUAUGAGAACACUGGUGGAAGCCAUACACUCUACUCCCACUCAAGCCGUCGUCUACGUCUCCGGCGGAGCUUCUCAGGCCUUGGGGUGGUUGAUGUCCGUUCCCGGGGCUUCCAACACCGUGCUUGAAGCCGUGGUUCCUUACUCCAGAAUGUCCAUGGUCCAAUUGCUCGGAAAGGUUCCUGCUCAAUCUGCUAGCCUGCAAACAGCAGAGGAAAUGGCAUUGCUGGCUUACAAUCGAGCAUUGAAGCUUUCGAAACCGGGCUUCCCAGCUCUGGGUGUGGGAUUUACAGGUGCUCUGGCUAGCACUCAACCCAAACGAGGGGAUCAUAGGUUUCAUUUGUCUACAAGGACAUCUCAACGGCUGCAAGUGUCAACAGUUACAUUGUCAAAGGGUCUGCGGACUCGGGAGCAGGAAGAUUUUGUUUCAAGCCAGUUCUUACUUAAGGCAGUAGCAAAUGCAUGCAAGGUUUCAGAGAAUUUUGUUCCAGGUUUAACUGAAUCAGAGAUUCCUGUUGAGCUUGGAUGGCAAUUUAAUGAAGACCAAGAGCUGGAGCAAGUUAUCAGUGGUCAAGUAUCAUUUAAGGUUUAUCCCUUCUCAAGUGUCAAUGCAGAGAGGAAAAUAAUUCUGUCUGGUUCAUUCAACCCCUUGCAUGAUGGUCACCUUAAUCUCUUGGAAGUUGCAACUAGCAUUUGUGGCGGUGGAUAUCCAUGCUUUGAAUUGUCUGCAGUCAAUGCAGACAAACCUCCGUUGACAGUAUCUGAAAUCAAAGAUCGAGUAAAACAAUUUGAAAAAGUUGGCAAGACAGUCAUAAUAUCUAACCAACCAUAUUUUUACAAAAAAGCAGAACUUUUCCCUGGCAGUGCUUUUGUUAUUGGUGCAGAUACGGUUGCAAGGCUUAGAAAUCCAAAGUAUUACAGAAAUGACUAUGGGAACAUGUUGGAGACACUCAUUGGAUGUAAGAACUCAGGGUGUGUCUUCCUGGUGGGGGGCCGAAACGUGGAUGGCGUUUUUAAGGUGCUUGAUGACUUUGACAUUCCAGAGGAGCUGAAAGACAUUUUUAUUUCAAUACCAGCAGAAGAAUUCCGUAUGGAUAUUUCAUCAACCGAAAUCAGGAAAAGCAAAGGGACUUGAAAUCCCAUCACUCGCUGACUCGAUACAGAACGGAGAAAGAACAGCGCGUACAGAUUAUGGAUGAAUCGGGUGAUCAUUUUAACCCGGUAAUUUCUCGUCUCUAUACACAUACGAUGAAAUGUCUUAUUUUUUCCCCACGGGUAGACCUCUGGGCCUUAGUUUGUAGUUUAGAACAGUGUGUUUUAUGUUCGUGCUAAUGUAUUUUCUUCGUCCGUACUCCUGUGUUUGAGCCGAAGGUCUCUUGGAAAUAACCUCUCUCGUGUUCGUGGGAUUUUACAUAGUU
Messenger RNA from Cuscuta campestris, 1633 nucleotides. The record is from the annotation of a GenBank genome assembly. NCBI's taxonomy places the organism in Eukaryota, Viridiplantae, Streptophyta, Magnoliopsida, Solanales, Convolvulaceae.